AAGAUCAAGACCUUGCGCACCCUUCUUCCGGCGGAUAAAAAGCAUAUAUUGCAGUCCUCGGAAGCUGAAUCGUCUAAAGAAUUAAGACGUAACAUUUCUCUUGCUUGCACGGCUGCUCUGGAACAACGCCUUGCACAAGAUGUGCAACCUGUGCACAAGAGUGUCUCUAUGAUCAAACUAGUGAUCGUAGACGCAAGGAGUACACGGCUAGGCUGUUGA
Molecule: messenger RNA, 219 nt
Organism: Penicillium subrubescens
Lineage: Eukaryota; Fungi; Ascomycota; Eurotiomycetes; Eurotiales; Aspergillaceae
Exons: 2
Source: RefSeq, a predicted model, not a curated record